AUGCUGAGUCCAAGAACAGUGAGACUUUUAAUUUAUAGCAUUGGAAUUGUUUUGUUAAUGUCAUUGAAAUUGGUAAUGACAGAGAGUCUUGGUAUGUCAAAACUUGUGACAGUUGAUUUUGAGAUUUAUGGAAGAGUCCAGGGUGUUUGCUUCAGAAAAUAUACUCAAAAGGAGGGUAAAAAAUUAGGAUUAAUUGGAUGGUGCAUGAAUACUGAUAGAGGAACUGUUAUUGGACAAUUGCAGGGAGAAAAAAGUAAAGUUCAUGAAAUGAAACUUUGGCUACAACAUAAAGGAAGUCCAAGUUCAUCAAUCGAAAAAGCUGAAUUUCGUAAUGAAAAAGAAAUAAGUGAAUUAACAAUGUCUGGUUUCUCCAUUAAAAAAUAAUUCAAUUUUUUUUGUUUGUUGAAUUACUUUUUAUUAAAUAUUUUCUCGAGAGAAAAAAAUUUUUGUAUUAUAGACAAUUUAUUUUCUUAAUAGAAAUAAUAAUAAUAAUAGAAUAAUAAUGUAAUAUUUAUUUUUUGUAAAAAUUAAUUUGUUUUUACUAAGUUAUUUAUAUUAUUUAUUUUUUAACAAAUCGAUACUUUUAGAGAUUAUUGAUUGCAAUUAUAAAUGUAUAUAGUUUUAUUUAUUUAUUUUUAAUAAUUUUAUACCUAAUUGACCAAAAAAAAAAAAAA
Leptopilina boulardi is the source of this 674-nucleotide messenger RNA. RefSeq names its product acylphosphatase-1-like. NCBI's taxonomy places the organism in Eukaryota, Metazoa, Arthropoda, Insecta, Hymenoptera, Figitidae. Bases 1 to 384 code for a protein of 127 amino acids. The transcript has 4 exons. Gene Ontology annotation, molecular function: acylphosphatase activity. The record is from RefSeq and is a predicted model, not a curated record.